AUGUUUAAUAGUAAUCUUAAUUGGGAUGGAAUACCAACAAAAAUUAAACGAGCUAUUGAAACAAGUCUUGAACAUUUAGAUGAACAUAAAUUUAUAUUACAUGAUACAAAUAUAGAAUUUAUUGAUGAUUAUUGUUGGGAUUUAAUUGCAUGCCAUUUAAAACAACUUCUUUAUAUGAAUUUGGCACAUAAUAAACUUAAAAAUUUACCAUCGCAUAUUUCAAAUCUGAUACAUUUACAAACGCUUAAUGUGACGAAUAAUCAUCUUGAGAAAUUACCACCAGCAAUAAUUUCACUUUCUCAUUUACGAAUUCUUAAACUUGGUCAUAAUCAUCUUUGUUCAUUACCUCGUUCAUUUGGUUCACUUAAAUCUCUUGAAAUUCUCGAUUUAACUGGCAAUGAUUUAAAUGAAGAUAGUUUAACGAAUGACUUCUUUCAAUUAACUGGUCAGUCAUGUGGUUCAUAUUAUAAUGACUGUCGUGGCUUACCAACUUAUGCAAUUAUUGGUAUUGUUGGUAUAAGUAUCGCUAUCUUAUCAAUAUGCAUUCGAUGUUGUGUGCAAUUAAAUUCUAAUAAUACGCGGCAAACACCACCAGCGGUACCAAUAUCAAUACAAAAUCCAGGACAUAGACGAGCCCAAGUUUAUGUAACGAGAAAUAAUAUGACCGCACGAUCAUCAACUAUUGUUCCAGUUCACUGUAUUAGAGAAGAUGCUCCUCCAUCUUAUGCUGCAGCUACUUCAUCAACUACAGAACUUCCGAAAUAUUAA
This is a messenger RNA of Rotaria sp. Silwood2, 768 nucleotides long. The record is from the annotation of a GenBank genome assembly. Lineage: Eukaryota; Metazoa; Rotifera; Eurotatoria; Philodinida; Philodinidae.